Messenger RNA from Sphenostylis stenocarpa, 1425 nucleotides. NCBI's taxonomy places the organism in Eukaryota, Viridiplantae, Streptophyta, Magnoliopsida, Fabales, Fabaceae. The record is from the annotation of a GenBank genome assembly.
AUGACAAUUCCACGCCUACGCCACGGCUUCAUUGUCAUCAUUCUCCGACGAGGCAUUAGGGCUCACCAUAAUCAGAAUCUCUGGCAAAUCGCCGCCCCCUCCAUCUUCACCCGCCUCGCCAUGUUUUCCAUCACCGUCGUCACCCAGUCCUUCGCCGGUCACCUCGGCGACCUCGACCUCGCGGCCAUUUCCAUCGCCUGUACCGUUCUCAUCUCCAUAACCUUAGGUUUCAUGUUGGGUAUGGCGAGUGCGCUUGAGACGCUAUGCGGCCAAGCCUACGGCGCCGGACAGCACCGCAUGUUGGGCGUUUACCUGCAACGCUCGUGGGUGGUUCUGUCCCUGUCCUCGAUUCUGAUGCUGCCGGUGUUCGUGUUCGCUACCCCGCUGUUGAUGUUGGUGGGGCAGCCCAUCGCGGUGGCGGAGCAGGCGGGGCUGGUGGCGAUCUGGUUGAUUCCGUUUCACCUCAGUUUCCCGUUUCAGUUCACAUUGCAGCUGUUCCUGCAGUGCCAGUUGAAGACCGGUAUCGUUGCUUGGGUUUCAGGGGUGGCCCUUGCGAUUCAUGUUUUAAUUAGUUGGAUAUUUGUUUAUAGGAUGAAAAUAGGGAUCGUUGGCGCUGCACUUUCCAUUGGUUUCUCGUGGUGGCUCUCGGUUUUGGGAAUGCUCGGCUAUACACUCUUUGGUGGGUGCCCGCGUUCGUGGACUGGUUUUUCUGCUGAAGCUUUUGUUGGUCUCUGGGAAUUCUUUAAAUUCUCUUUGGCUUCUGGGGUCAUGCUUGCGUUAGAGAAUUUCUAUUACAGACUCUUGCUUAUAGUAUCCGGAUAUAUGCAUAACACUGAGAUCGCAAUUGAUGCUCUUUCUGUUUGUGUGACGAUAUAUGGCUGGGAAUCCAUGAUACCGCUUGCAUUUUUGGGUGCAACCGGGGUUCGUGUUGCAAACGAGCUUGGCGCAGGCAAUGCAAAAGGUGCAAAAUUUGCAACUGUGGUUUCUGUGGCAAAUACUGUACUUGUGGGACUUAUAUUUUGGUUGGUAAUUGUGUUCUUCAACAAGAAUCUUGCCCUGAUCUUUACAUCGAGCUCCUCCGUCAUCCAAAUGAUCAAUGAACUGGCAAUGUUGUUAGCUUUUACUGUUCUUCUUAAUUGCAUUCAACCAGUUCUUUCAGGGGUGGCAGUAGGGUCUGGUCGUCAAGCAGUAGUGGCAUAUAUAAACAUUGGCAGUUACUACUUGGUUGGAAUACCUCUUGGGGUUCUCUUAGGCCGGUUGCUUCCUUCGGGUAUUGUUCAGGGAAUGUGGAGUGGAAUGAUGAGUGGAACAGUGGUUCAAACAUUGACCUUGGCUAUUAUUACGAUGAGAUAUGAUUGGGAAAAAGAGGUAUCUAAUGCUUUUCAACGCUUGGACAUGACAUGGAAUGGAACGGUUCUGUUUUAA